AUGGUUGCAGAAAAAAGCAAUGCAGGAUUGAAGAGCAACAGGAAGAGAGCAGGGCAGCCUUCAAGGAGAAAGGAGCUUUCUGUUGUAGAGAAGGUCAAGAUAGCAGAGGAUUUGGAGGCAAUGCAACAAGGAUCUUCCAGCAGCAAGGAACUUUUCAAGAAAGGCAGGACCAGGUAUGGCUUAGACACCAGGACCUUGAAGGACAUCAUGUCCAAGAAAAAGGUGUUUGAGAAACAGAAGGGGCAGUUGAAGAUGAAGAGAGGCAGGGUUGUAGGCUCAAGAUUUGUCAGGGCAAAGGGCGCAGGCAGAAAGUUGGAAUUUGAGAAGGAGAUUACAAAGGUCAAGGACAUGGUUUUGAAGGAGAGGUCCAAUGGAGUUGUACUUGCAAAGGGUGAUCUUCUAGAUGAAUUUCUAGCGCAGUUGGUGUCUUCAGCCCAAGAAUCCUUGAAGAAGGCAGAGCUUUCCCAGAGUGAGAUCCAGAAGAAGACCUGGGAACUUGAAGCAAAGCAGUACUUUGCCAGAAGGGACAAACUUCUAGGAAGCAAGAAGUACAGACAGUCUUUCACCACUAGGCUUUUGGAGUACUGUGGUUCAAAGGAAGUCAAGAAGGAGUUGACAAGCCCUUUGAGUGCUUUUGAAGAGAAAACGCGUUGCCAAAUCUCUUGGCAAGCCAUAGACAGACAGCUGUGGCUUGCAGGUGCUGCUCCUGAGGAAGAUGUCUUGAAGUCCAAUGUCUUUGCAGAUCCCAAGUCUGUCUUGAAGCCUGGAGUCAGGGAACUUCUAACCAUUGGCUUUUCAGACCAGGUCCCACUUUGGGCCAAGGCUGAGAGUUCAAAAAUGGUGGUUUCUAGUGAAGAGCUUUCAGGCAUCACAACUCAAGACAGGAAACAGUUUCAGCUUUUCAGGAAAGAUUUGAAAGAAGCUGUUGAUUUCUUCAAUCCAGAAAAGGAUUCAAGCCAAGAGGUGACCUUAGAAGGCAAAACCAAAGAUGCAGGUGUAAGGAGGAUUGCAGGCAGCUUGACAGCCAAGGGACUUGCAGAGAACUCCAAGUUCAGAAUCACUUAUGAAGCACGCCAAAGGAUUGUAGGCUUGCCUGUUGGGAGUGAUGGAGUUACAG
This is a messenger RNA of Durusdinium trenchii, 1117 nucleotides long. The record is from the annotation of a GenBank genome assembly. NCBI's taxonomy places the organism in Eukaryota, Dinophyceae, Suessiales, Symbiodiniaceae.